Lobosporangium transversale is the source of this 1845-nucleotide messenger RNA. Its product is annotated as splicing factor, Prp19-binding domain-domain-containing protein. Bases 72 to 1781 code for a protein of 569 amino acids. Gene Ontology annotation, cellular component: U2-type spliceosomal complex. Gene Ontology annotation, molecular function: RNA binding. Lineage: Eukaryota; Fungi; Mortierellomycota; Mortierellomycetes; Mortierellales; Mortierellaceae. Gene Ontology annotation, biological process: mRNA splicing, via spliceosome. The record is from RefSeq and is a predicted model, not a curated record. The transcript is spliced from 5 exons.
GUUAAAUUUUAGUACAUGUUUGAAUCAUUCCAUUUUAUAUGCGAUCCACAUCACAAUAGUCCAAACUCACAAUGUCAUCCAAACGAGUGGCUCUACCAUCACUCAACUCUACAUCCAAAAAAGAUGCUUUGAAGCCAGUUAAGGUCCAACGUUACAGAGCGGGUCAGGUACCCGAAGGCUAUGUCGAUCCAGCAUUAGAGUCCUCAGACGAUGAAGAAGAGGAGACGGCAGCAACAGGACGUGGAGGACUUGCAAAAGCAGGGCGCAUCAAUGUGUCGAUUGCACAGGAUGAACAACCACGAGUAGCAUAUCAAGUCUUGAACGUGGAACAAAUGACUAAGCAACGACAGCUGGAACGAGUAACCUCUAGUGGUACAGCAGCAUCAGCAGAGGGUGAUCGACGUUUGGCGCGUUUACAGGCAAUUCAUUUAGAAGAUAGGAGGAGCCGUGGAGAUACUAAAUCAAGAAGAAGACGUGAAGAUAGCGACGAUAGUGAUGAACAAGAUAAAGAUGAGGCACAAGGCGAAGAAGAAGAUGAUGAAGAAGCCGCAGCGAGGAGGCGAGAAGCUGCUAGAGCAAGAGCUAUGCGUGGAGAUGACGAACAAGAACUGUGGGAACAAGGUGAAGAGGAAGAAGAGGAAGAAGAUCAUGCAGAUCGUAAGAGCAGAGCAAAGCGUGAUGGCGAGGAGAGUGAAGGUUCUUCUGAAUAUACAUCGGGAUCAGAGGAAGAAUCAGAGGAUGAAAUUGCGUCAAGGCGGAAACUCAUGAAGCCUGUAUUUGUUCCAAAGUCGCAGAGGAUCACCAUCGACGAAGUUAAAAACCCGGAUGUUGCGUUUGAGUUGGCAGAAAAGGCUCGGCUUGAGGCAAUUGAAGAGCGAAAAAAGGAGUCACAUGAGUUACUCAAGCAAUAUAUCGCUCGGCAGGCAGAGGUGGAAGAAGUGCCUGAUACAGAUAAUUUAGAGGAUGUGGAUGACACUGAUGGACUAGAUGAAGAAGCCGAGUUUGAGCAAUGGAAGUUGCGAGAAUUGAAGCGUAUCAAACGUGAUCGUGAAGAACUGGAAGCUCGCGAAGCAGAAAAAGCUGAAAUUGAGCGACGAAGAGAGUUGACUGAGGAAGAGCGUGUAAAAGAAGAUAUGGCGUACCUUGCGAAAAAGGCUAAAGAAGAGCAAGCUAACAAAAAAUCGGCUGUCGUUGAAAAGUAUCACCAUAAGGGAGCCUUCUUUAUGGAUUCUGACGAGGCUAUUUUAAAACGUUCAACGGCCGAGGCGACUCCAGAUGCAAUCAAGAAUAUUAAAGCUUUACCCAAGAUCAUGCAAGUCCGCAAUUUCGGACGUGCCGGUCAGACGAAGUACACAACACUUAAAGACCAGGAUACAUCCCAGCGGUCUGGAUGGACGGAUCCAAUGUCAAGAAACCUUAUUCAACGACAUCGUAUGGGUGGACUUCGUGGAGAGGAUGUUAAGAUUGCUUCGAAAAUGAAUAGACGCGAUGGAGGAGGACGAGGACAAGGACGUGGCGAAAAAGAAAAUGCAAAUAACAUGCAGUUGGGGAGUCGUAGUGAUCAUUAUAGUGGUAGUAGACACUAUCGUGAUAAUGAUCGGAGUAGGGACAGAGACAGAGAUAGAGGCAGGGAUAGUGGCUCAUCCUCUCGCGGAAACAGUGGUCGUGAUCGUGAUCGCUAUUCAGAAAGAUCAUCGUCAUCAUACCACGACCGAGACAGGGAUCGGGACCGCGACCGCAGCCGAGUUGAAAGUGAGCCUAGUAAAAGGCGCCGUUAUUAACACUGAAAGCAUUUGAAGUGUCAUGUGUAUGAUAAUAUAAUAUAAUAUCAAUAAUCAGACCAAG